CGUGCCUCGGGGUCCCCGCUCGCUCCGCGUUCCGCCCGGAGCCCGGUCCCUAUCCCCGCUCCCGCCAUGGCACAGCCUCGCCUCACCGACUUCUUCGCGCGCCGCCGCCCCGGGCUCCGCGCCGUGCCUCCGCGGGUCAAGCAGGCCUGGCGCACCCCGAGCCCCGCCAAGCCCGCGCCAGGCGCCCCGGCCCGCACCCCGGGCAGCAGCCGCAAGCGCGCCCGCCCGCCCGCAGAGCCCGCGCGCGACCACCCCGCGCCGCCCGCGCGCCGGAGACUGCGGCUGCCGGCCGACGCGGUCUCGGGUCCCACUGCCCCACCUGCCCCAGCUGCCCUCGAUGCCCCAGCUGACGCCACUGCCCCGGCUGACGCCACUGCCCCGGCUGACGCCACUGCCCCGGCUGUCCCGGCUGUCCCUGGCUCCCCGGAGCAGGCCUCUCUCUCAGCAGGUCUGCAGCCCUGCCUGGCCACCCCGGAGAAGAAAACCUCCUCAAAAGUCACAUUCUCUGAGCUGAAGUCGUGCCUACAGCGGGCACGGGAACUAGGGGCCCGGGCCCAGGAGCUGAGGGCAAGUGCCCGAAGGAAGGAUGCUGGGGAGCCCAGCGUGCUGGAGGACCAGGGGCACCCAGCAGGGCCAUGCGGAGAGAAGGCACCUGCCUACGAGCGCUUCCACGCCCUGGCCCAGCCGGGGCCCCCAGGCCUCGUGCUGCCCUACAAGUACCAGGUGCUGGCGGAGAUGUUCCGCAGCAUGGACGCCAUCGUGGGCUUGUUGUACAACCGCUCCGAGACCGUGACGUUUGCCAAAGUCAAGCAGGGCGUUCAGGACAUGAUGCGCAAGCGCUUUGAAGAGCGCAAUGUGGGCCAGAUCAGAGCCGUGUACCCAACUUCCUACCGCUUCCGCCAGGAGCGCAACAUCCCCACCUUCAAGGACGGCCUUAAGAGGUCCGAUUACCAGCUUACCAUUGAGCCGCUGCUGGACCGCGAGGCCGGCAGCCCAGCGCCCCAGCUCACGGCCUCGCAGCUCCUGCAGCGCCGGCGGCUCUUCAGCCAGAACCUGGUGAAGCGUGUCCGCGAGCACCACAGUGCCUUCCUGGCCUCCCUGAACCCUCCCGUGGCGGUGCCUGAGGACCAGCUCACACGUUGGCACCCCCGGUUCAAUGUGGACAGCGUGCCUGACAUCGAGCCAGCUGAGCUGCCCCAGCCGCCCACUGUGGAGAAGCCGGCCACCGCCCAGGAGGUGUUGGCCCGUGCCCGCGGCCUCCUGUCGCCCAGGAUGGAAAAGGCCCUGAGUGGCCUGGCCCAGCGUACCGCCAAGCCCAGCAGCCCUGGGUCCCCCUGCUCCACCCCACGGGCCACACCACCCGCUAACCCGCCUGCGGCCCUGAAGGGGGUGUCCCAGGACCUGCUAGAGAGGAUCCGGUGCAAGGAGGCACGGAAGCAGCUGGCACAGAUGACCCGGCGGCCGGAGCAGGAGCAGCGGCAGCAGCGGCUCGAGCGGCUGCCCGAGCUCGCCCGCGUACUACGCAGCAUCUUCGUGUCGGAGCGCAAGCCGGCGCUGCCCAUGGACGUGGCCUGCAGCAGGCUGCUGGGCAGCUACCCCGUGGCCCUGAGCCCUGGGGAGAUGGAGAAGCACGUGCAACUCCUCUCUGAGCUGCUGCCCGACUGGCUCAGUCUGCACCGUGUCCGUGCGGACACCUACAUCAAGCUGGACAAGGCUGCAGACCUGGCAGGUGUCCUCACACGGCUGGCCUGCCUUGCCCGGGCGGAGGUGGUGCUGUGAACCUCGCAGCCACGGACUUCCAGUCCCUGCCCUUGCCCGCUGUGUCUUUUACUCUCUUUAGGAACAAGAUGCACUUUCCCCCCUCUGCACCCCCCACCAGGCUCCCUGGCCAGCGUGGGCAGUAGGCCUCUCCUGGGGCAGCAUUUUGUUAUUAAACUGGUUUCUGU
This is a messenger RNA of Lontra canadensis (Northern American river otter), 1946 nucleotides long. RefSeq names its product chromatin licensing and DNA replication factor 1 (gene CDT1). Gene Ontology annotation, cellular component: nucleus. NCBI's taxonomy places the organism in Eukaryota, Metazoa, Chordata, Mammalia, Carnivora, Mustelidae. The transcript is spliced from 10 exons. Gene Ontology annotation, molecular function: DNA polymerase binding; DNA binding. Gene Ontology annotation, biological process: mitotic cell cycle; DNA replication preinitiation complex assembly; DNA replication checkpoint signaling. Bases 67 to 1779 code for a protein of 570 amino acids. The record is from RefSeq and is a predicted model, not a curated record.